Molecule: messenger RNA, 2510 nt
Organism: Hypanus sabinus (Atlantic stingray)
Lineage: Eukaryota; Metazoa; Chordata; Chondrichthyes; Myliobatiformes; Dasyatidae
Exons: 21
Coding region: 272-1423 (383 amino acids)
Source: RefSeq, a predicted model, not a curated record
CCCAACCACAAUCUACUCCAGCUGCUACCAUCCGGGAAACGGUAGCGCAGCGUAAAGGCCAGGACCAACAGGCUCCGGGACAGCUUCUGCACCAGGCCAUCAGACUGGUUUGAGUAUGGUGCAACACUUGUGGUUGGAGUCAUUAACAACCUUGUGUUGUUUUUCUUCUCAUCCAUUGGCUUUGGACAGCACCAGCUGGUGACAUCUGUCCGUAUAAAAGGUCUCCGGACAAGCACACGCACAGACCAGCAAGUCAACACUAAGGGUGACCAUGGUGCCUGUGUUGUUUCUGUUGGUUUCUUCACUGGUCAUCGAGGGCAGCCAGAGCCAAAGCUGCUCUCUGAGAUCCGAUGUCUUGUGUACCACUGCGGAUUAUCAGAUUCGCAGUGUAAGAGAAUCGGUCUGGGUUGGAACGCGUGUGAACGCGUGGAGCACCGUUUUCCGACGUAAAGUAUACAGGAAGCUCCUGUACCGCUACACCAGAGGGGCAAACUCUGCAGGUGUGCGGAUCCAGAGCACUGGACAAUUUCUAACCUCAGUCACCACGGAUGGAGAGGCGACAAUGUACCUGAUGCUUCCCAAACAGCUUUGGGAAAACCCUCCAACACCAACACACCCAGAAGUGUUCAUAACUCGUUUCCCGAGGAUGGAUGUGUUUGCCAGAAAGAUUCGUAGGAAUGUCACGAUCUGGGCAAAUGACUUCAACCGCACGCUGACUGAGCAGAAUGCCCACUUCAACAAAUCCAUCUUCUUCAUAGUUGCCUGCACAGGGAACUCUAGCUCAGCUGACAGUAGCCGAGACCGUCGAUCUGCCGAAUGGAAGAUAAACGAUCACUGGGGCGCAAUCGGAGGCGGCAGGGAAAGACGGUCUGACAGCGAGGCCUCAGAUGAUAUGAGUGGGAUGUCGUCAGGGAACUCGAGCUCAGCUGACAGUAGCCGAGACCGUCGAUCUGCCGAAUGGAAGAUAAACGAUCACUGGGGCGCAAUCGGAGGCGGCAGGGAAAGACGCUCUGACAGCGAGGCCUCAGAUGAUAUGAGUGGGAUGUCGUCAGGGAACUCGAGCUCAGCUGACAGUAGCCGAGACCGUCGAUCUGCCGAAUGGAAGAUAAACGAUCACUGGGGCGCAAUCGGAGGCGGCAGGGAAAGACGCUCUGACAGCGAGGCCUCAGAUGAUAUGAGUGGGAUGUCGCCAGGGAACUCGAGCUCAGCUGACAGUAGCCGAGACCGUCGAUCUGCCGAAUGGAAGAUAAACGAUCACUGGGGCGCAAUCGGAGGCGGCAGGGAAAGACGCUCUGACAGCGAGGCCUCAGAUGAUAUGAGUGGGAUGUCGCCAGGGAAUCCAUUUGAGGGAAUAAAGGACAGAAUUGGCUGGAAGGAGAUCUGGUUCGUUGUCACUGACGGGUUCAGCUGCCCCAUCCCGUGAGGCCGACCAAAGCGCGCUGAUUCCCCGCCUUGCUUCACGUUAAUCAUCGCUUUCUGCACUCUCUCCGCUAUUACUGCCCUCCCGUCACCAGCUCUCAGUAAUCACAGCACCGGCCUGCUCACCCAACCUGGCAUCGGCCCUCCAGAAUCUUAUCGUGACCGCACUGCCACAACAGGGUCCUGGGAUCUCCGCCGACUGUGGUCCAACGGCGUUGUCGACAGAAGUGAUCUUGAGAUGACACAUUGCAUGUGGGCCUAGGGCUCCUGGACACGGUGCCCUUCUACACGACCCUUGUACGUCCUGGUGUAGCAGUGCGAUUGGGAAACCCGUCAGCAAGCACCGGCCAGCCACGGUGACGCGGAUCCUCGGAUUGUACUUGUACCCGAAGACACCGGUUCUUACCAGGCGCGCUGCACACACCGGGCAGAACCAGCGGAUGCUGGAAUCGGCGCCCCUCCUGGGCUCUGGUGAUGGGAAGGCGUUCCUGUUCUCAUUGGCCACGGCUCCCGAUCUGGGCUCGGUACUGUCCGCACCCUCUUUCCGACUGCUGUCCCGCCGCUUUAUCCAACUGUACAACUUUUCCAAUAAAGCUAACUCUCCUUACAGUAUCCGGGUCUCCAUCUAGUGACGUCAGAACCGUGGUUCCCCUCCGUCCGACAGCUCCUGUUCUUGUAUCUCUUUAAAAACUGGAGUAAACAGACUUGGAAAAACGUAAACGGGCCUGUCCCAUUCCAAGCUCAGCUCAGGUUUCCUCCCCCGACCCGGGGUGUCUCAUAGUAGCACAGUCGCACAGCAGGUACAGCAGCUGCGCCAUGUUGACCAAGCUCGUCCACUUACCGAUUAAUGGUCCAAACCCCGCAGCCGUCUAACAGCGUUUUAAAAUGUUUGUUGCAUCUGCCUCAAACACUUCCUGUGGCAGCCAGUCUGUAGAAAGGUGCCCGUCCGGUUCGUCACCCCCUCACCUGAAACCUGUGCCCUCUAGGUCUCGAUUUCCCAGCCCCCAGAAAAAGACAGUGCAUUCACCCCAUCGAUGCCCUUCACUGUCUUCAGCUUUACACGGUACCCCAAGUAGAACUGAAAUGUAGAC